UUUAAGAAGCAGGGUUGACCUCUGAAAAUGGCAGCCACGCGGUUUUCGUUGCGUAGUUUGCAGCAACUUUCUCAAUCAAAAUGUAUACUUUCAGCCGAUGAAUUCUCUCAGAUUUUCUGCAAACGUUAUUUAAAAACAUCUCCUGUUUAUGCUAAUAGAAUUUUAAUAAAUCGUGUUCACAAUGUUGCAAUAAAUCAAAGAAUUGUAGUACUGACACCAAUCAGUUCGUUCUGUUUGGAUAUAUGGGGACAGAGGAGUUUUCACACUUCAAGACAUUUAGAAUCUAAAGAUUUUUACAAGAUCCUUGGAGUUCCAAGAAAUGCUUCUACAAAAGAAAUAAAAAAAGCGUAUUAUGAGCUUGCCAAAAAGUAUCAUCCUGAUAAAAAUAAAGGAGACCAGACCGCCGCCACAAAGUUCGCAGAGGCCGCGGAGGCAUAUGAGGUUUUGGGUGAUAAAACAAAAAGGCAGGAGUAUGACACAAUGGGAACAACAGGAUUUGGAGGUGGUGGCGGUUUCCAGGGAAUGCACGGUACAAACAUUGAUCCAGAAGAAUUAUUCCGUACCGUCUUCGGUGGGAAAGGUGGCUUUAGUAACAUCUUUGAGGGAGCAGGGUUUGGGGGCAUAGAUAAUACGAGGGAGUAUAUGAUGGAUCUAACAUUUAGCGAGUCAGCCCGCGGUGUCAACAAAGAGAUUGAGAUUAAAAUUGAUGAUGUAUGCGAGCGGUGUAAUGGAGCAAGGGCGGAACCGGGUACAAAGACAACACGGUGCCACAGAUGUCAAGGCACAGGCAUGGAAACAAUUAACACUGGUCCCUUCAUGAUGAGAUCAACAUGUCGGCAGUGUCGAGGUCAAGGCACAAUCAUUAAUGUCCCAUGUAUCUUGUGUAAAGGCUCGGGGCAGACGAUGCAAAAGAAGAAAGUAGUUGUUCCCGUUCCAGCAGGUGUUGAGAAUGGACAGACAGUCCGGUUACCCGUAGGAAGUCGUGAAAUCUUUAUUACGUUUCGUGUUGCUCGUAGCAAUACAUUUAGGAGAGAUGGUGCCGAUGUGCAUUCAGACGUCUCAGUAACAUACACACAAGCAGCUCUAGGGGGCAGUCUUCGGGUCAAAGGACUAUAUGAUAGUAUCCAUUUAAAUAUACCCGCUGGCACGCAGUCACACACACGUAUACGACUGCCUGGCAAAGGCAUUCAACGCAUGAACGGCUACGGCAAUGGCGACCACUAUGUGCAUAUUAAGAUCAAAGUUCCAACGAAACUUACAGAUAAACAGAAGGGACUUUUGCUGUCAUUUGCGGAGGAGGAAGAGGAUGUAGUUGGAACGGUAAAUGGAAUUAGCAAAACACAAGAUGGCAAGAAAAUUGCCGUUGAUGAUGCCACCGGCAUUGUGAAUGGUAUUCGUUACAUCUUGAACCAUAAAAAUCCAGACACCACAGAUACAGAAAAUGAAAUACAUGAUACAGUUACUAAAAAGGUUGCAGAGGAUAUUACAGAAGAGGAGAACGACACAAAGAAAGAAGACAGAACUUAAAGAAUAAAUAAUUUAUUAUAAUAUAUAUUAUAACUAACUAAACCUUAAGAAAAACACUACAUACCAUAUCACACUUUGUUAAAUGUGACACAUCUGGGUACAUAAAUAGUGCAUAUAUAAAGUCACAUGUUGAUUAUCUGCAUUAUGUUUCACAUUUGUCAUCAUUGAUCAAAAAUAGGCUUCUUAAAAUCUGCAUAUAUACUUGCCUAUUGUAACUGAAAGCAGCGUGGACUAAAACACGGUAACUCUCUCAUGAUUGUUAAUAAUUCAAAAUGGAGUGUGAAUUACAGAAAAUUACCAUUAGUUGAUUCUCAUAUUUAAAUGAAUAAUAAAGGCAAUGUAUAACGUUAUCAACAGUA
Anneissia japonica is the source of this 1886-nucleotide messenger RNA. RefSeq names its product dnaJ homolog subfamily A member 3, mitochondrial-like. Gene Ontology annotation, molecular function: ATP binding; heat shock protein binding; protein kinase binding. The transcript has 10 exons. Gene Ontology annotation, biological process: negative regulation of apoptotic process; mitochondrion organization; response to heat. The record is from RefSeq and is a predicted model, not a curated record. NCBI's taxonomy places the organism in Eukaryota, Metazoa, Echinodermata, Crinoidea, Comatulida, Comatulidae. Bases 28 to 1527 code for a protein of 499 amino acids. Gene Ontology annotation, cellular component: mitochondrion.